GCGUGGAGAUUGAUCCUGCGGGAGAAAGGGGUUCAUCAUGGCGGAUGAUCUAAAGCGAUUCCUGUACAAAAAGUUGCCAAGCGUUGAAGGGCUCCAUGCGAUCGUUGUAUCAGAUAGAGAUGGGGUGCCUGUUAUUAAAGUGGCUAACGACAGUGCUCCAGAGCAUGCCCUGAGGCCUGGCUUCUUAUCCACUUUUGCCCUCGCAACAGACCAAGGCAGCAAACUCGGACUUUCAAAAAAUAAAAGUAUCAUCUGUUACUAUAAUACCUACCAGGUGGUUCAGUUCAAUCGUUUGCCUCUGGUGGUGAGUUUCAUAGCCAGCAGUAAUGCCAACACAGGACUCAUUGUCAGCCUCGAAAAGGAACUGGCUCCGUUAUUUGAAGAACUGAUAAAAGUUGUGGAAGUGUCUUAAUCUAACAGUGGUUUUUGUGUUCCUUGUCUUCAUUGCAAAAACACUGUACCAGUCCAGCAAUCGUUAGAUCACAGUAAUACUUGUAUCUAUGUAUUCAAAGGGCCGCUUUUCCACCUGACACUAAAGAAGAGCCUACAGCUAUAAUUUAUAGACAGAUCAAAUGUUAUAUUUAUGUGUAUAAAGUCUUUUCUUACUUAGUGAGAUCCGGGAACGCCACAACAAUGGUUUAUUCUAGCGCAGCUCCCAUGGAGUUAGUGUGGAUGCCUGCUAACGAGUGCUCUUCUCUGCAGUGCAUGGGGAUCAGGGAGGAACACUGACACUCUUGAGCCAGCACGCACACCUGCUGUACAGUGCUCCUCUGCACACGCCACACAGACCCUUCUACUGAGAAGAAGAAUGAGGACAUAUUUUUCUUAAGAUUGUAUUUUAUCUCUUUGCAUUGAGUGUGAGGAAGAUGAAUGGCUUAGUAAAAAUAAUAAAGUAAGUACGAUCACUAACUUUCCUCUGUAUAUGA
Molecule: messenger RNA, 926 nt
Organism: Peromyscus leucopus (white-footed mouse)
Lineage: Eukaryota; Metazoa; Chordata; Mammalia; Rodentia; Cricetidae
Product: ragulator complex protein LAMTOR3
Exons: 1
Coding region: 38-412 (124 amino acids)
Biological process (GO): positive regulation of TOR signaling; cellular response to amino acid stimulus
Cellular component (GO): Ragulator complex
Source: RefSeq, a predicted model, not a curated record